AGUCGCAUGCGAAACGCCGCAACGUAAGAAUGGCAGCUAGCUAAAACGGCGAUGGAUCGUCUAUUCAAGGCGUUACUCUCCUUUAAGGAGGUAAAAAUCCGGACUGAUGACGAUUUUGCCGACCGGCUCAGUCGUCGAUACACAACUAUACUUCUAGUCUUCUUCACCUGCGUCAUCUCAACCCAACAACUCGUCGGAAAACCGAUUUCUUGCUGGUGUCCAGCACAUUUCACAGCUUCGCAUCGAGAUUAUGCGAAUACAAUUUGUUGGGUUUCGAAUAACUACUAUCAACCUAUAACUAAAAACAUACCAAGGCCAGCUGAACAGGCUCGGAUCAAACGGGUUAGCUAUUAUCAAUGGGUGCCCCUUGUUCUCCUUUUUCAAGCAGCAGUAUAUUUCAUUCCAUGCCUUCUUUGGCGCUUUCUCAAUAAACGAGCUGGCAUUGAUGUCGGCGCUAUGAUGGAUGCUGCAAAGGUUUGCCAACGAUCCAGUCAUACGGAUAUGAGAGAGAAGACGUUAAGAUAUAUUGUCAACCAGAUGGACAGGUAUCUGCUGAAGCAGCGAGACUUGAGAACAGGCUGCUGUGUAAGGAUGAAACAUGCAUUGGCAAACUAUUGUUGUUUCGUCGGAGGUAGAUUCUACGGGAAUUACUUAACCUUCAGCUAUCUUGUCGUCAAAUUCGUCUACCUUUUCAACGCUAUAGGCCAGUUAUUCCUCCUCGAUUUCUUCUUAGGCAUCAAUUAUCACUGGUACGGUAUUUUCGUACUCAAUAAACUCAUCCAGGGCGAAGAUUGGACGGUUAGCGAGCGUUUUCCUCGUGUUACUCUAUGCGAUUUCAAAAUCCGUAGUAAUAAUCGACUACACGAAUACAUUAUCCAAUGCGUACUGACCGUCAAUCUCUUCAACGAGAAGAUAUUUAUCUUCAUUUGGUUCUGGUUUGUCUUCGUGUCUAUAGCCACUUCUUUCAACUUUGCCCGCUGGGUUAUGCGCGCCCUUUAUUGGUCUAGUCAAAUUAGGUACGUAAAGAAGCAAUUAAGGUCGUUUGAAACGACCAAGAGACAAACGGCAGCUUUGACAAAAUUUACGCAAUUCUACCUUCGUCGAGACGGUAUGUUUAUCAUCAGGCUCAUUUCUCAGAAUGUAGAUGAUCUGGUGGCGGCAGAAGCCAUGUUGGGUUUAUGGGAAAACUAUACACCCGAACGGCGGAUGUUGGCAGAAAAAGCGGGUAGGGCUCCUAAAAUUCCAACAGCUCCAAGUGAACGGACGGCUACCGCCACUAGACAUGAUACAACAAGAAGGAAAGAAGUUGUUUAAUCAGAUUAGUAUAUAUAUAUAUAUAUAUAUAAAUAUAUAUACGUAAAUGCAUAUACAUAAAUAUAUAUACUAUAU
Molecule: messenger RNA, 1389 nt
Organism: Dimorphilus gyrociliatus
Lineage: Eukaryota; Metazoa; Annelida; Polychaeta; Dinophilidae
Source: the annotation of a GenBank genome assembly